This is a messenger RNA of Dendronephthya gigantea, 6182 nucleotides long. Its product is annotated as fibrillin-1-like. The transcript has 43 exons. Gene Ontology annotation, cellular component: membrane. Gene Ontology annotation, molecular function: calcium ion binding. Bases 171 to 5663 code for a protein of 1830 amino acids. The record is from RefSeq and is a predicted model, not a curated record. NCBI's taxonomy places the organism in Eukaryota, Metazoa, Cnidaria, Anthozoa, Malacalcyonacea, Nephtheidae.
GAUGCGAAGAAAGAACUUGUUUGAACUUGCCCAGGCUUCCGGGAGUGCAAACGUAAGCAAAAAUUUUAUGUCAUUAAGGAAACAGGAAAAAUCUAGUUCAUUGGCAUUGCUGUUUUUGACCGGUGAAUAAGGCACUCGAAAAAACUUCAUAUCAGUGAAAAAAACUACAAAUGGCGUUCAUUGGUGAGACGUUUAUCAAGUAUUAUGUUGCUAUGUCAGUGUUUUGUUUCCAAUUUUCUAAGCCUCAAGUUCGGUUACAAGGCCCGUCAAGCUCCAGUGGUAUUGGUCGUGUUGAGGUAUAUCAUAGUGGACGUUGGGGAACAGUAUGUGAUGAUGCUUGGGGCAUAAGUGAUGCCAAAGUGGUUUGUCGUCAACUUGGAUAUCAAAGAGCGGAUCGAGCUCUGCAAGGACCUGCUGGAGUUCCUGACGGCUCUGGGCAGAUAUGGAUGGAUAAUGUUAAUUGUAACGGUUAUGAGCGGCGUCUAUCCAGUUGUUCCCAUAACGGAUGGGGGAGCCAUAACUGCGGGCAUCAUGAAGACGCUGGAGUAGAGUGUUCAGGAGAUCUCAAUGAGUGUUCACUGGGUUACGACAACUGUGGCAGUAAUUCUCAAUGUAUAAACACUCAAGGGAGUUUUUCAUGCAGAUGUAAUCAAGGUUAUUCAGGAAGUGGCGUUGUUUGUAGAGACAUCGAUGAAUGUUCCCUCUCAACUGAUAACUGUGAUCAAAACUCAGUCUGUACCAAUACUGUUGGAUCUUUCUCAUGCAAUUGCGUGGCUGGCUUUACUGGAAGUGGCGUUGUGUGCAACGAUCUCAACGAAUGUUUACUGGGACUCGACAACUGCGGCAGAAAUUCCCAAUGCACUAAUUCAGUUGGAAGUUAUAUAUGCACGUGUAAGCCUGGUUAUACUGGAAAUGGCUUUGUGUGUACAGAUAUCAAUGAAUGUUUUCUUUCUCUUGACAACUGUGAUCGAAACGCAAUCUGCACUAAUACUGCUGGAUCAUUCCAAUGCAGAUGUUUGACUGGAUAUUCUGGGAACGGAGUUACAUGCAACGACAUCAAUGAGUGUUCACUAUCGAUUGACAACUGUGAUCGAAACUCAAACUGUACCAACACUGAUGGGUCCUUCUUCUGCACUUGCAACAGUGGAUAUACUGGAAAUGGGAUUAGGUGCACAGAUAUUAACGAGUGUUCGCUGACGAUUGAUAAUUGUGAUCGAAACUCAAACUGUACCAACACUUAUGGAUCCUUCUUCUGCACUUGUAACGGUGGAUACACUGGAAAUGGAAUUAGGUGCACAGAUAUCGACGAGUGUUCACUAUCAAUUGACAAUUGUGAUCUAAACUCAAACUGUACCAACACUCAUGGAUCGUUCUUCUGCACAUGUAACAGUGGAUAUUCUGGAAAUGGAAUCAUGUGCACAGAUAUCAAUGAGUGCUCACUUUCGAUUGACAAUUGUGAUCGAAACUCAAACUGUACCAACACUGAUGGAUCCUUCUUCUGCACUUGUAACAGUGGAUAUACUGGAAAUGGAGUUAGAUGCACAGACGUUGACGAGUGUUCACUAUCGAUCGACAAUUGUGAUCGAAACUCAAAUUGUACUAACACUGAUGGAUCCUUCUUCUGCACUUGCAACAGUGGAUACACUGGAAAUGGGGUUAGAUGCACAGACCUCAAUGAGUGUUCACUAUCGAUUGACAAUUGUGAUCGAAACUCAAAUUGUACCAACACUGUUGGAUCCUUCUUCUGCACUUGUAACAGUGGAUAUACUGGAAAUGGAAUUAUAUGCACAGACGUUGACGAGUGUUCACUAUCGAUUGAUAAUUGUGAUCGAAACUCAAACUGUACCAACACUGAUGGAUCCUUCUUCUGCACUUGUAACAUUGGGUACACUGGAAUUGGAAUUAGGUGCACAGACAUUGAUGAAUGUUCACAAAAGAUAGACAAUUGCGAUCAAAACUCAAACUGUACCAACACUGAUGGAUCCUUCUUCUGCACUUGUAACAGUGGAUAUAAUGGAAGUGGAAUUAUAUGCGCAGAUAUCAACGAAUGUUCACUAUUAACUGACAAUUGUGAUCGAAACUCAAACUGUACCAACACUAAUGGAUCCUUCUUCUGCACUUGUGAGAGUGGAUACACUGGAGAUGGAAUUAUCUGCAGGGACAUCAACGAGUGUUCACUAUCGACUGAUAAUUGUGAUCGAAACUCAAACUGUACCAACACUGAUGGGUCCUUCUUCUGCACUUGUAACAGUGGAUACACUGGAAAUGGAACCAUGUGCAAAGACAUCAAUGAGUGUUCACUAUCGAUUGACAAUUGUGAUCAAAACUCAAACUGUACAAACACUGUUGGAUCCUUCUUUUGCACUUGUAACAGCGGAUAUACAGGAAAUGGAAUUAGGUGCACAGAUAUCAAUGAGUGUUCACUAUCGAUUGAUAAUUGUGAUCGAAACUCAAACUGUACCAACACUAAUGGAUCCUUCUUCUGCACUUGUAAAAGUGGAUACACUGGAAAUGGAGUUAGAUGCACAGACAUCAAUGAGUGUUCACUAACGAUUGACAAUUGUGACCUAAACUCAAACUGUACCAACACUGAUGGAUCCUUCUUCUGCACUUGUAAGAGCGGAUUUACUGGAAAUGGAAUCACGUGUACAGACGUUGAUGAGUGUUCACUAUCGACUGACAAUUGUGAUCGAAACUCAAACUGUACCAACACUAAUGGAUCCUUCUUCUGCACUUGUAACAGUGGAUAUGCUGGAAAUGGGAUCAACUGCACAGACAUCAACGAGUGUUCACUAUCGACUGACAAUUGUGAUCGAAACUCAAACUGUACCAACACUAAUGGAUCCUUCUUCUGUACUUGUAACAUUGGAUAUGCUGGAAAUGGGAUCAACUGCACAGACAUUAACGAGUGCUCACAAUCGAUUGACAAUUGUGAUCGAAACGCAAACUGUACCAACACUGAUGGAUCCUUCUUUUGCACUUGCAACAGUGGAUACACUGGAAAUGGAAUCAUAUGCACAGACAUUGACGAGUGUUCACUAUCGAUUGAUAAUUGUGAUCGAAACUCAAACUGUACCAACACUGAUGGAUCCUUCUUUUGCACUUGCAACAGUGGAUACACUGGAAAUGGAAUUAGCUGCACAGAUAUCAAUGAGUGUUCGCUAUCAACCGACAAUUGUGAUCGAAAUUCAAACUGUAUCAACACUGAUGGAUCCUUCUUCUGCACUUGUAACAGUGGAUAUACUGGAAAUGGAGUUAGGUGCACAGAUAUCAAUGAGUGUUCACUAUCAACCGACAAUUGUGAUCGCAACUCAAACUGUACAAACACUGAUGGAUCCUUCUUUUGCACUUGUAACAGUGGAUAUACUGGAAAUGGAGUUAGGUGCACAGAUAUCAAUGAGUGUUCGCUAUCAACCGACAAUUGUGAUCGAAAUUCAAACUGUACCAACACUGAUGGAUCCUUCUUCUGCACUUGUAACAGUGGAUAUACUGGAAAUGGAGUUAGGUGCACAGAUAUCAAUGAGUGUUCACUAUCAACCGACAAUUGUGAUCGAAACUCAAACUGUACCAACACUGAUGGAUCCUUCUUCUGCACUUGUAACAGUGGAUACACAGGAGAUGGAACUAUGUGCACAGACAUGGACGAAUGUUCACUAUCAAUUGACAAUUGUGAUCGAAACUCAAACUGUGCCAACACUAAUGGAUCCUUCUUCUGCACUUGUAACAUUGGAUAUACUGGAAACGGAAUCAUGUGUACAGACAUCCAAGAGUGUUCACUGUCGAUUGACAACUGUGAUCAAAACUCAAAUUGUACCAACACUGAUGGAUCCUUCUUCUGCUCUUGUAACAGUGGAUAUGCUGGAAAUGGAAUUCGGUGCAAAGAUAUUGACGAAUGUUCACUAUCCAUUGAUAAUUGUGAUCGAAACUCAAACUGCACCAACACUGAUGGAUCCUUCUUCUGCACUUGCAAGAGUGGAUAUACUGGAAAUGGAAUUAGGUGCACAGACAUCAACGAGUGUUCAUUAUCGAUUGAUAAUUGUGAUCGAAACUCAAACUGUACCAACACAGAUGGAUCCUUCUUCUGCAGUUGUAACAGUGGAUAUACUGGAGAUGGCAUUAGGUGCACAGAUAUUAACGAGUGUUCACAAUCGAUUGACAAUUGUGAUCGAAACUCAAACUGUACAAACACUGAUGGAUCCUUCUUCUGCACUUGUAAAAGUGGAUAUACUGGAAAUGGAAUUAGGUGCAUAGACAUCAAUGAGUGCUCACUAUCCAUUGACAAUAAUUGUCAUAGAAACUCAGACUGUACCAACACUGAUGGAUCCUUCUUCUGCACUUGUAACAGUGGAUAUACUGGAAAUGGAAUUAGGUGCACAGACAUUGACGAGUGUUUACUAUCGAUUGACAAUUGUGAUCGAAACUCAAACUGUACCAACACUGAUGGGUCCUUCUUCUGCACUUGUAACAGUGGAUAUGCUGGAAAUGGAAUUAGGUGCAAAGACAUUGACGAGUGUUUACUAUCGAUUGACAAUUGUGAUCGAAACUCAAACUGUACCAACACUGAUGGAUCCUUCUUCUGCACAUGUAACAGUGGAUACACUGGAAAUGGAAUCAUGUGCACAGACAUCAAUGAGUGUUCUACAUCGACUGACAAUUGUGAUUUAAACUCAAACUGUACCAACACUAAUGGAUCCUUCCUCUGCACUUGUAAGAGUGGAUACACUGGAAAUGGAAUUAGGUGCACAGAUAUCAACGAAUGUUGGCAAUCCAUUGACAAUUGUGAUCGAAACUCAGAAUGUACAAACACUGAUGGAUCUUUCUUCUGUACUUGUAACAGUGGAUAUACUGGAAAUGGGGUUAUAUGCAAAGACAAAGACGAAUGUGACCAAGGUACUCAUAACUGUCACUUGAAUGCAAAUUGCACCAAUAUUAAUGGAUCAUUCGAGUGCUCCUGCAACAGUGGCUACAGUGGAAAUGGGACAGUGUGCCAAGACAAAAACGAAUGUAUUUCAGAUGCUCAUAACUGUCACCCGGAUGCAAACUGCACCAACACUAACGGCUCAUUCGAGUGCGCCUGCAACAGCGGGUAUAGUGGGAAUGGAACAGAGUGCCAAGAUACUGACGAGUGUACAAAAGAGCCAUGUGAUGAGAAUGCAGAGUGUUUGAACACUGUUGGUACAUUCUAUUGUAAAUGCAAAAAAGGCUAUACUGGAGAUGGGAAAAGCUGUGAAGAUAUUGAUGAGUGUAAUAAGGAAGAGGUGUGCGGUGAAAAUUCAGGGUGUGUGAACACUGCUGGCUCAUCUUAUUGUAAGUGCAACGAGGGCUAUGAAGGAGACGGAAAUAGCUGUGAAGAAAUAACAGAUCCUGAAACGGCAGCUUCAGAAGGACAAGAAAAUCAGAAAGAUAAAUUUCUUAUUAUUGGCAUCGCUGGCGGCGUGGGUGUUUUGAUAAUAAUAGGAUUAGUGUUUUUAUUCCUAAGACGACGCCGGAGUGAAAGGUCUCAGUGCACUUAUGAUAGGAAACAAUCGUAUAUGAACGAGAUGUAUUCACUUGAGUAUACCGACAGCGGUAACCCCAGGUCACCUGAAGAUGAAUUGGACACGAGUGAAGAACGUCGUGAGUCGUUGAGUAGCGAUAAAUUCAAUGAUGAUACUAAGUUUUAAAGACAUUCAGCCGAGUUUACAGCGCGUGGGAUUUAUAUACACUCGUCGGCAGGCAGGUAGAGACAUACGUAACUUAAAAAAUAAUAAUUGUUGAUAAUUUAAUACCAUAAAUCCUCCCGGAUCAUAGUUCACCUUAGGGCGCUUUCCUUUAUACGGAAAAAACGGCCAGAGUGGUCUUGUAGAAUGUUUCAAGAACUCUGCAUUCAAGUAUAUCGUUAUUUACAUCUGCCUAGCAUAGGAAAUACAGUUUUAUCGCUAUAUUCUUAACGAAAUACUCUAUUUCAAUUUAAAAUAUGACCGGCUUGACCAUUUUGGCCGCUUAAUGGAAAGCGCACUAAGUGAAAAGGAUAUUCUGUUAACAAGGGGGAAUUUCGUUUUAUGCCAAUCAGCGAAUUUGUUUACUUUUUUAAUAAUCAAUCAGAAUGCAAAAAUUUUGUCUACUUCCGGUAAUGUACAUUAUUUAUCCUUUUACAUGAAGAUACGUUCCAAUAUAACCAGGGAGCAGCGUGGCAGCGUCUU